GUUUUGACCUCAUGACGUUUCAUCACGUGCUUGUACUACUUCCGGGGUUGCUCGCUCUUCAGCAUGCUUUUCGGAAGUGUAUACCCACAUAACAUGUGUAUCUAAAAAAUCUGGAAAUAAGAUGAGUUCUCAAAAAGGUAAUGUCACUCGUUCUCGAGCCCAAAAGCAUCAAAACAACACUGCCUUCAGAAACAACAAGUACGGAGCGACUGCACAAGUGAAGGUAUCAAACGCAAAGAUCCAUGAUGGGCUCUGUAAACACUGUAAGGGUGUUCUGGAGUGGAAAGUCAAGUACAACAAGUACAAGUCACUGACACAACCCAAAAAAUGUAUCAAGUGUUCUCAAAGGACAGUGAAGGAUGCAUACCACAUCCUCUGUAAGCCCUGUUCUCUUGAGCUAGACAUCUGCUGCAAGUGUGGGAAGAAAGAGCAAAUUGUUAUCCCAAUUAACAAGAAUGAUGGAGAAGAAGAAGAAAAAGAGGAAGAAGAUGAUAAAAAAGUUGUUGAAGGGAGAAAAAAAGGACGUGGACGAGGGAAGAAGGACUUGGAUGACUUAGACAGUGAUGAUGAUGAUCUCAGUGACUUUGGAGAUGAUGAUGAAGAGGGAGAGGAUUUGGAUAGUGGUUCAGAAUCAAAGAAGACGCAAAACAAGUCUGAUGCUCUCCCAGAUGUGUCCCGGGUCAGAUUUAAUGACUAAAGACAGGGGGACGGUUGUCGGGUACCAAGUGGACCUUUUUUCUUUUUUUAACAUAUUUAGUUUUAUAAUCAAAGUACAGUAUGAGAUUUGAGAGGUGACCUUACUCCAAUAUAAUCAAAUAAAACAUGUUGUUUGAUUCAGAACACAGAAGAUGUUCAGAGAUUAUAUUCAAACGUGGGGGAGUUGAGUUAACACAAUUUCAUCUGUUUUCUUUUCCUAUUUUCUCGCCCAACACCUCAAAAAUAAAUAUCGACAAAAUAAUAACAGACUUUGAAAAUAUCUGAUGGUUGCAUUUCUUUUUUACUGUACUUUCACAAACCCACUCUCAAAGAUUGGGUAGUGUAAUUAAAACAUGUACAUUAAAGACAUUCAUUUGA
This is a messenger RNA of Eleginops maclovinus (Patagonian blennie), 1074 nucleotides long. It is a transcript of the gene c12h9orf85, whose product is annotated as chromosome 12 C9orf85 homolog. The coding region runs from base 122 to 697 and encodes 191 amino acids. The record is from RefSeq and is a predicted model, not a curated record. The transcript is spliced from 4 exons. NCBI's taxonomy places the organism in Eukaryota, Metazoa, Chordata, Actinopteri, Perciformes, Eleginopidae.